Phyllotreta striolata is the source of this 1053-nucleotide messenger RNA. The record is from the annotation of a GenBank genome assembly. NCBI's taxonomy places the organism in Eukaryota, Metazoa, Arthropoda, Insecta, Coleoptera, Chrysomelidae.
AUGAGGACGAUAACCAAUUUAUUCCUGCUGAACUUGGCAAUUUCUGACCUCCUGCUCGGCGUCCUGUGCAUGCCUUUCACACUCGUCGGGGCCCUCCUGAGGGACUUCGUUUUCGGAUCGCUGAUGUGCAAGCUAUUGCCCUUUUUGCAAGCGUGUUCUGUGUCAGUUGGAGUGUGGACUUUGGUGGCGAUUUCAGUGGAAAGAUACUACGCCAUCUGCCACCCUUUGAGGUCAUUGCGAUGGCAGACGCUCAGCCACGCUUACAAGCUGAUCUUCGCGAUUUGGAUCGGCAGCGUCGUUUGUAUGGCUCCCAUAGCGGCGCUCAGCCAGUUGCAGCCGACGAGACAAGGAAAUCAGAAAUGCAGGGAAGAUUGGUCGUCGUUGGACUGCGAGAAAGCUUAUAACAUCUUCUUGGACGUGGUGUUGUUGAUAGUACCGUUACUGGUGAUGGCCAUAACGUAUUCGUUGAUAACGAUAACGUUGUGCAAAGGGAUGAGAACUAAGAAAUCCCCGGUGUGUCACGGUACCGGCAGCGCGGUGAAAGUUUACGUGAACAUAAAAGGCCGCAGUUCGACGCGCUCGUCGCACCGCAACUCCUUCUGCCCCUACUCCAGCAGGCAGCCGUUGCAGCAGAACUGGUCGCAGGACUCCGGCAGCCCCGUCGUCGGCUCGCGGCGGCUCACCGCCGGCCUGCGCAAAUCGAACGCCGAGCGCAGCUUGUUGAACAAGAAGCGCGUCGUCAAGAUGCUGUUCGCCGUCGUGCUGGAGUUCUUCAUCUGCUGGACGCCGCUCUACGUCGUCAACACCGUCGCCCUCUUCGACGCCUCGCUGGUCUACGACAGCAUCGGCAUCUCGGGCGUCAGCUUCUUCCAGCUGCUGGCCUACACGUCGAGCUGCUGCAAUCCGAUCACGUACUGCUUCAUGAACUUCGGCUUCAGGAAGUCGUUCUUGAAUUUGUUCAGGUGCUCGAGGCGGUUCAAGAACACCGGCCUGAACGGCAGCGAGAUUAACAUGGAGACGAAAUGGACUAAUAGGUUGAGCGAGCCGGCUUGA